UGUCCUUUCUCUGCCUCAACCUGUCAGCUCUUGGGUCCAGCUGAUGCUAAGAUGAAGGAAUUACCAGCACUAAAAAGUACAAGAUGUUAAGAGCUGAGGAAAACAGCCCACUGUCCUAGUUUGGGAGAAGUCUGCGAGGUCUUUCACUAACACAAAUGCUUCUGAGGCCUGGAGAGGUGACCGAACUCUCCUAAACAGAAAAUCACUGAUCUCACGCCUUCACAAACCAGACAGAAGAUGACGAGGAGGACAUAAGGGAUAUUUUUUAUCUUCUUGACAUCUCGUGGCCUGUUGGCAUUCUUUGGCAUGAAAAUCCACUGAGGAAGCUUUAGAGCUGGCCUAAACUGGCUCUUCUUGGAUGAAAUUUCUCCUCAACCUUCCCCACCAAGAGCAGAGGUCAGCACCAUGUGGGACCAGCCACCUUGACAAUCACCGCCCACCUCUUGGCUCCUUCUCAUGACUUUCCCUUUGCCAUGGAAAAGAGAGUGAGCCAAAAGUCAAAGGCCAGCGUAGACUCACCUUGCUGGGCUCUUGUCCUGAAGAGUUUAGGAGGGAGUUAAGCUUAGGCCUGGGAGCAGGACAGCAGCCUCUCCGCCUGGCUCCUGUAUUUUAGUUUUCUAUCACAGAAUAGCUACUGCUUAUGUGGAACAGCCUUCACGGCACCACUACACCACCUGUAAAGAGUCUGUGAGUGUGGGCGCCAAGUCAGAGCUGGGCCCUUUCUCCCUUUCUUUCUUUGCUUUCGGAUUUCAUUCCUCCCCAUUGAGGGGUAUUCAGAACUGCUCUCUGCUGCAGUGCAGAGCCCGUGAACAGAGACCUGACAAAGAACUCACCCGAUUCCCUGAACUGGCUUCUUGGGGGAAUCCUCCGGGUGCUCUCACUUGGGAGCAGAGAAGAGCGAACACUUUGGGAGAAGGAGGAAGGAAACUGUCCGCUCUGACCUCGGAGAAAGUGGCCUUGCUUCCUCACCUGAUUCUCCUCCUGCUUCCUCCCAUGGGCAUGGGGUGAAGGGCCCAAUCAUGGUCAUCACCCAGAUAAAUAUGGAAUUCCGCUUCCGGGGGAAAAAGCUGAGAGGCUUCUCCUGUGAGAUGAUCAGGGCCCCUACUGGAUUCAUCCCGGAGACAUUCGGCUCCAUCAUCUGUCAGGUCCUGUUUCCAUUUAUGUUUUCCAUCAUGGGUAUGGUGGCUGCAGGCCUGGUGGCAAACAAAGUCCAACACUGGACCGUGUUUGUGGAGAUUAAAGAACUCUUAAUCCUAGUACCUCCCCUUUUGGGCCUGAAAGGGAACUUGGAAAUGACUUUGGCUUGCCGGCUCUCCACAGCUGCUAACACUGGGAAGUUUGACGACCCGCAGCAGCAGCAAACAAUGAUCAGCAGUAACCUCGCUCUGAUCCAGGUUCAGGCCACAGUUGUGGGCCUACUGGCUGCUGUUGUUGCCCUUACGCUGGAAGCUAUCUCUGGACAAAAACUUGAGUUGUCCCACAUCGGGGUCCUGUGUGCCAGCAGUAUGGUCACAGCCUUCAUGGCCGCCAUGUUCUUAGGAAUACUGAUGAUUUGCGUGGUGCUGGGUGCUCAGAAGAUGGGGAUCAAUCCGGACAACAUCUCCACACCCAUCGCAGCCAUGCUCGGAGAUUUCGUAUCCCUGUGCAUUCUGGCAGGCACCAGCAGCAUCCUGUACAGAUAUAUAGACCUGUAUUACCUGUUCCCAGUGAUCUGUUUCUUCUUCUUCUCCCUGAUCCCAAUAUGGAUUUUCAUAAUAAAGAAGAGCCCCACCAUCACCGAAGUACUGAAGACAGGCUGGUUUCCCAUCAUCACAGCCAUGUUAAUCAGCAGUCUUGGUGGGCUCAUCUUCACCAAAAGCAUAACUGAGCAAAAGAUCAAUUUGAUGGCUGUCUUCACUCCAGUGAUAAAUGGUGUUGGUGGUAACCUGGUGUCUAUCCAGGCCAGCCGGAUCUCUACCUACCUGUAUUCCUGGAGUUCCCCUGGAGUCCUGCCACACAAUAUGAGGAGCUUCUUCCCUGAUCCAGGCUCUACGUUCUGUUCUUCAGAAAUCAACUCUGUGUCUGCCCGAGUGCUGCUGUUCCUGGUCAUCCCUGGCCAUCUGACGUUCCUCUCCUUUAUUUACAUGAUGGAGAAAGGGGAGAUGGAGAUAAAUCUGCUGUUCGUGGUCUUUUAUCUGGUUGCUUCUUUGACCCAGGUGCUGAUCCUACUAUACCUGGCAGAGAUAAUGGUGAGGCUGGUAUGGCGCCGGUCCCAGGAUCCCGAUAGUCACUGCAUCCCCUACCUCACUGGGAUGGGGGAUCUGCUGGGGACUGGCUUACUGUCCCUCUGCUUUCUCUUAGACUCCUUCUUUAUCAAUUUGCAUCUGAGAAAUCCCAAUAUCGUGGAACCUGGGCCUCCCUAGAAAUGAGGCAAGAAAGCCCAAGACACUUUAUUCUCUGGUCUUCACAGCCUUCAGAGUCUUGAAAGCAAGUGUCCCAACAGUCAGACCAAAAGGAUUUUGGGGCCUCUCCUUGUAACCCUCUCUGCCAAGAAGAUUAUCUCAUGUAGCCUCAGGCAUUCUUACCUGGCAGCAGCCCAGAGCAUGGCUUGUACAUACAUGUAGGUGCCAGUGUGACAUGGGCUUCCCAGUGGGAAUGGUGUCAUGGAAAGGUCUAGCAUGCCUUUGGGAGACCACACAAAUGAGAGGGAUGCUGUUCUGGUCAGAUGUCUUGGCUCCUCCUCUCCAUAGCAGUACCCAACUUGGAGAACUUCAGAGCUGCUCUUUGGAUAUACCCCUGUACAGCCUUUCCUGCCCCAAGGCAAAGCACUUCCCAAGUGGAGUACAGCCAUGCUCCCGAGCCCUAACCAAGGGCACGAUAUCUCUUUGUUUCAAGUUACUUCAUCUUGACUUUUUCCCCAAAAACCCUGUUAGGAAACUCAGUGUUUGGAAAAGUGCAGAAGUAAAUUUUGUAGAAUUUA
Molecule: messenger RNA, 2959 nt
Organism: Phascolarctos cinereus (koala)
Lineage: Eukaryota; Metazoa; Chordata; Mammalia; Diprotodontia; Phascolarctidae
Gene: SLC41A3
Product: solute carrier family 41 member 3
Biological process (GO): monoatomic cation transport
Cellular component (GO): plasma membrane
Molecular function (GO): monoatomic cation transmembrane transporter activity
Source: RefSeq, a predicted model, not a curated record